AUGGUUAAAUCAAGCAGAUACGCAGUAACGUUGCAGCCAGAAACAUUGUUGCCAAUCACCACUUCGGAAAGCAUCAUGUCGAAAACAAGACAACAAUCCCAAAGCAUAUCGGAACCUGGUUUAUCAGAGGAGUUGUUAUCCAAAAUCUGUAAACAGCAAGCAGGUAUGAUUGGGAAACAACUGGAAGAGAGGUUCAAACAAUUUGAAUCUUCCUUUAAAUCUCUUGUUGAACAAGUUAACGAAAACAAAUCCAAACUUCAAUACUUGGAAACAAAAGUGGAACACAUUGAACGGAUGAGCAAGAUUAAAAACCUAAUUGUGUAUGGAGAAGAACAAGCCGCCAAUGAAACGCCGGAACUGUGUGAGAAUAAAAUUAUAAACUUUUUCCAAGAUAAACUGGAGCUUGCAGUUUCUCCGUCCGAUCUGGAUCAGUGUUACCGAAUCGGCAAGGCUCAAGAUGGCAAACCUCGUCCUAUCCUAGUGCAGUUUCUCUCGAUUAAAACGAGAGAUCUUAUUUUUAAGAAGAAGAAAAUGCUGAAAAAUACGAACUACUUCAUGAAAGAGGACUUAACAGCAUCAGCGGUGGAAACACUGAAGUUAGCCUCCGAAAAGUAUGGCAAGAACAACGUAUGGAGUCAAAGUGGAAGAAUUUUUGCCAAUAUUAAUGGUAAAAAAACUGUUGUGAAUUGCAAAAAUUUGGUUGGAAGAUAA
This is a messenger RNA of Phaedon cochleariae (mustard beetle), 711 nucleotides long. NCBI's taxonomy places the organism in Eukaryota, Metazoa, Arthropoda, Insecta, Coleoptera, Chrysomelidae. The record is from the annotation of a GenBank genome assembly.